GCAAAUUCUAACUAUUUACAAUCAAACAACACAACAUCCGCAAAACAUUAAAUAAAAAGUGCAAAACAAAAAGAAAAAGCAGCAUCCAGGAAACAGUUGUGUCUUUACUGAAGAUUGGCAUUCAAAGGCUCCUCCUCCGUGUGCUGUGUAUGUUAACCGACCCUACGGCGUCACUCUUAACAGAAAAAAAGACGAGGAAAAAACUACCGUAAUCGGCCCUAAAUUGGCUCCCAACGACGCGAGCUGGCCUCGGUCGUUCAUUUUAAAGAGCCGGCUCUUAGAGCCGAUUCGUUCGCGACCGACACAUCACUCCUGGGAACACACUGUGUGUCUGUCAUCUGUGAUGCUAACGGUCUGUUAGCCAUAUUAGCAAGGCUGGACACUAGGAACACCGUUGACAUCGGACUUAUUGGCUCAUAAUGGCAAGUAAAAAUCAUCCCAAAGUGUGGAAGUAUUUUGAAAUGGUUUAAAGUGACUUCUGAAAGUGAAGUACAACUUGUGUCAGCAGCUUCUUUCAUAUCAGGUGAAAACCACCAACGUCACUGGAUCAUCAUUGAACAUCAUUAUAUACCAUUACCAUUAUAUACCAACAGUGCCAUUCGAUUGCUGCCCGAACUCUGGCCAGAAGGUGCAGCAUCAUCAGGAAUAGGAGCUGGCACUUCAGGGGCUUCUUGGUUUGCAACACCUCUGCCCUGUCUACGCUGGCGGCUGGUGGUGGAGUUCCUCACCUUGGCUCCUUUCUUCCUUGGCAGCACGACGUGAUGUGAAUAAGGCGAUGCUUCAAUGGCAGAGGAGUAUGCUGACCAUCGCACAAACGGUUGAACUUGUGUACAUGCUGAAGGAAUGAAGAAGUUACGCUGCUGUACGCCACCAUUAUGGAAUACUGUAAAUGAAUCUUUGGUUUGAAGGAGGAGGACUGCAACAGGAGUAAUGCAGCAAUGUGUUUUAACAAGGAUACAAAAAAAGCUACAGUACAGCGGAACGGCACCAGGAAGAAAAGGCAUGGGAGUGAAAUACGGAUGUAGACAGGGAGAGGUUAUCCAGCAAGACCUCUGAGGAGACACACAGAGUAAAGGAAGUGAUCCAGAGGACUCCACCUGUUUCCUUAAGGAAAAGUGCCCGUUGGGGGUUGGGUUACCAUGGAAACCAGGACUGUGACGCAGCGAGAGCAGGAGUCUUCGUCGUCCCGUGCGUCUCACAGCAUGGAGCUGUCCUCUCAGACCAAGAAGAGGACCUUCACAUCCAGUGACGAGGAAGUCCCAUAUUCUGAUUUCUGUCCCAACAUCCCCGCUGACGUGAUUAAGGAGAUCCUGAACAUGGAAAACAUCCCCCGCCAUAGAACAUGGGAAAUCCUGAGGGAAACUCUGGCUGGUGAUGAAGACUAUCACAGAGACGAGUGGACAAUGUUUGGGAACGAGGCAGAGAAGCUGGAGAAAGGUGUGAUCAGGCACCAGCGUUUGCUGCGUACUCGGGUGGACAAAUUGGCCCUUCGCAAAGAGGCACAAAAGAAGGCAUCGGAGCACUUGAGGUACCUGGAGCGUCUGAGUCAGAAGGUUCCAGACUUCGCCGUCCCCCUGAGAGCCCACACUGUCUGGGAGGGCAUGACGGUCCAACUGUCCUGCAUCGUCCAAGGCUGUCCAACCCCAGAAAUCACAUGGUAUAAAGACGGCAAGCCACUGAGAAGGUCUGAGAAACCAUGGAACUAUGGUCUUCAGCAAGCGUUUGGUCUUAAUUCACUGGAGAUCAGACGAUGCUCUCCUGUCGAUGGUGGCGUUUACAAAGUGGUCGCCAAGAGUCCUCUGGGUGAAGCUAUGACCUUUGCCACACUUGUAGUGAAUUCAUAUCGAGGCGCCACAGCUGGUUGCGAGGAUUCAACGACUCGGGCCUCACAGGAAGCCGUCUUUGCUAGUGCCUUUCCGCCAACAUGGGUGAAGGAAUGUGAUAGUCUCACCCUGAGCUGUUCCUUCACAUCACCUCUGCUGCCCUUCCAGCAGGACAUCACCUGGUUCAGAGAUGGAAUCCAACUGCUGCAAUCAUGUACUGUGGACAUAAAGACAACCAACAACACGGCCUCCAUCACUCUAAGCGCUGUGUACAAGGAGCAUGAAGGAGUAUACACCGUCCGCCUGAAGACCUGGGAUGGGAUUCUGGAAUCUAGUGCCUAUGUCUAUGUCGAAGAUGCAUCGGCCGCAGUGGUCGGAGGUCCUGGGUCUCCCCUGUUGGUUCAGGUAACCGACGUCAACAAAGACUACGUCUUCCUCACCUGGCAGCCGCCCAGUGCCGAUGGAGUGUCACCUGUGGAAGGCUAUUUCAUUGAGAGAUGUGACCUCAGUCAGGGCCAGUGGGUACGCUGCAACAUGCACCUUCAGAAAUUAUGCCACUAUCCGGUGUUUGGGCUAAAAGAAGGAGCGAAGUACCAGUUUAGAGUUCGGGCUGUCAACCAGGCUGGUGUGGGUCGCCCCUCUAAGGCUACUGAACCAGUUGUCACUGAGGACCCCCUGGAACAUACCAGGACCAUGGUGGUUAAAGUGCACAGAGGAAGGACCAUCGCCAUCACCAAAGAUGAACUGGAAGGUCAGGUCCGAACUCCCUUCCCCCCCACCAAUGUCCACGCCUGCGAAGUGAGCGACAUAUAUGUGGUGCUUAGCUGGACCGAGCCGGAACCUCGAGGGAAGGAGCCGCUCACCUUCUAUGUGGAGCGGUCGCAGGAAGGGAAGAACACCUGGGAGCUGGCCAGUCUGGAUGUGGUGGUCAACUCUCCCAGGUUCCCUGUCUUUGACCUGGUUAAAGGAACCCAGUACCGCUUCAGGGUGCGCGCCAUCAACAAGUAUGGCGUCAGCGACCCAUCCGAGCCGAGUGGCUUGAUCAGCUUGGGGAAACCAGAACGUGUUCCUUCUCCACCUUCAUCCCUCAUGGUCUUCAGAGACACAGACACCUCGGUGCUGCUUGAGUGGCAGGAGCCCAAAGACAAAGAGGGCAUCCUGGGGUAUUACUUGUACUACAGUGAAACUGGACAAGGGGACUGGAAGAUUGUCAACAACAAACCUGUUACCGACACCAGGUUUACAGUCCACGGUCUCCAGACUCGUAAGGAAUAUGUGCUCAGGGUGAAGUCAGUGAGUCGAGCAGGAAACAGCGACUACUCUGAGGAAUCUCUUCCCAUCGUGGUGAAAGCCGCCAUUUGUGUUCCCUCGGCUCCCUCCGCCAUCGCUUUGCUGCUGUGCACUGGAUCAGAGAUGGUGUUGGGCUGGAGGAGGCCUCGCCAGGAUGGCGGAGCACCUGUGAGGGGCUACUACCUGGACCAGAAGGAGGCAGGGGCCGAAACCUGGAGGGAGGUCAAUGUGAAGGCGGUCAAAGAAAGGCGAGCUACGGUUUCCAAGCUGACCAGCGGGCUUUGGUACCAGUUCCGUGUGUUUGCCACCAACAUGGUUGGUGUUGGGAAGCCGUCGGAUGCCAGCGAGGCUUUCCUGUGCGAGAAGUGGACCAUGGCGGAGCCUGGUUGUCCCUUUGACCUGGCGGUCCGGGAGGUGAGAAACAAUUCGCUGGUGCUCUUGUGGGCUGCUCCGCUGUAUGCAGGGAAGGACCCGGUCACUGGCUACUUCCUGGAAAUCAGCCAGGGUGGACCAGACUCCGACAACUGGACUGCUUUGAAUGAGAAACCAGUCACCGACACGUAUUACAAGGUUUCAGGUCUUCAGGCGGGUGAAACCUACCGCCUCCGUGUGUCGGCUGUCAACGAGGCAGGAACGGGACGUGCCUCCCUCCCUUCUGAGGCUGUCAUGGCUCAGACCCCGCCAGACACUAAAAACAUUGAGGUUGGCGUGGAUGACGAAGGCUUCAUCUACCUGGGAUACGAGUGUGACGAAUUCGAUGAGAGCAAGUGUCUCUGGAGCAAAAACUACACAGAGCCCAUCGAUGAUGCCAGAGCUCAGGCAGAGAGCAAGAACGGCAGGUCAGUUCUCACCUUCAGCGACGCCUCUGCAGAAGACCUGGGUCUCUACACUAUGGAGAUGAGCGACGACCCCAGCCAGUCGUCGAGCUACGUCCUCACGGCGGAAGACCUUGAACGCCUCAAAGAACUCAGCCAUCAAGUCAGAAAUCCACUGAUUGCGCUGAAGUCGGGCUGGCAUGUUGAGGUUUCAGAGAAGGGCGAAGUGCGUCUUUGGCUUCAGACAGAGAGUCUGAGCGAGUCUGCUGAGCUCCGUCUCAUUUUCAACGACAAAGAGAUCUCUAGCACUCCGCACCGCAAGAUCAACUUUGACAAGGCUGAAGGUCUGGUGGAGGUACUGAUCGAUCGGCUCGGCCGGGAGGACGAAGGCUCGUACACGGCUCAGCUGCGGGAUGGCCGUGCCAGGAACCAGUUCACUCUGGUGCUGGUGGAUCAACAAUUCCGUGAGCUGCUGGCACUGGCCAACGGCAAGCGGCGUGACCACGAGAGAAAGAGCGGGCCCUACUUCCAGGAGUACUUGUCUUGGAGCGUUAACAAGGAUUGUGAAGUGAUCAUAAAGUGCAAGGUAACAAACACAACCGACGACACAACUCUCAGGUGGUUCAAGGACGGCACGAAAGUGACCCAGGCUGUGUAUGACAUCCCAUCGGGGGUCAGCACGCUUACCAUCCCUCAGAUUGGAAAGAAGGAGGCGGGCUCUUAUAAGGUUGUGGUGUCUGACCCCAGAGGAGAGGACGUCAGCACCUUGGCACUACUGGAUGAAGAGUUCAACAAGCUUCUCCAGCAGCUGAGCAAACAAUGCGCAAUGUCAGCAGGUCCGCUGAGGGUUCAGAGCACCGCUGAAGGCUUCAGGCUCUACUGCUCGCUCAAAUAUUAUAUCAGCUACCUCAAGACCAUCUGGAGCUUCAAGGAGAAGAGGAUGGAGCCCCAGGCCAGGACCAGGAUGGGCAGCAAUGCUCACACAGUCUGGAUGGACAUCUUUAACCCCACAGAGAACGACAAGGGCAAAUACAGCUUAGAGAUGUUUGACGGCCAGGAGACACACACACGCCAUCUUGACCUGUCUGGACAAGCCUUUGUUGAUGCCUUGCUGGAGCACCAGAGGCUGAAGCAAGAAGCCGUCACUGAGAAAAACCGGGCUAAAGUGACAAAGGGCCUCCCAGAUGUGGUGGCCAUCAUGGAGGGCAAGUCUUUGUGCCUGACGUGCUUCAUCGAGGGCGACCCGGACCCGGACGUCUUCUGGCUGCGCAAUGACCGAGAGCUUCCCAGCGAGGGUCAGUUCUUCAUCACCAAAGAGCCCCGCUGCAGCACCAUCACCAUCAACGACGUCCACACGGACAACUCGGGCAAGUACAGCGUGGUGGUGCGCAACCGGUGCGGCUCAGAGACAGUGGACGUGACAGUGAGCGUGUACAAGCACGGUGAGCUGCCGCCGGCCAAUGCUGUGGAGAUGGGCCUGUGAGAGUAGGAGUAGAGGGUUUUAUUGUCUCUUAAAGCAAUGUUAGAGUGAAAAAUUGUAGACUCGGUUUGGUGCAAUAGAAGCAAAGGUGCACAUGAUGGUGUUUGGUUGGUCUUCUCACAGCCUCGAGUCUAUGCAGACCUUCGCCAAGGCCAAACUGGUAACAACUGUCUUGGAGUGUCGUGUUUGUUUGCUAGUUACAGGCUACUUCCUGAUUCAUGGAGGAUACAAAGGGGAAUGAACGGGUGUCCAAAGUGCAGCAUGGGGGACAUCUUCAGCUCACUUUAAAAAAAAGUGUUUAGGGAUUAUUGUGCCUGUUGUGAGAUAAUUCAAAGCUGCAAUAAAAGCCUGAUGU
This is a messenger RNA of Dunckerocampus dactyliophorus (ringed pipefish), 5763 nucleotides long. RefSeq names its product myomesin 3 (gene myom3). NCBI's taxonomy places the organism in Eukaryota, Metazoa, Chordata, Actinopteri, Syngnathiformes, Syngnathidae. The transcript is spliced from 40 exons. The record is from RefSeq and is a predicted model, not a curated record. Gene Ontology annotation, molecular function: protein binding. Bases 1140 to 5411 code for a protein of 1423 amino acids.